AUGGACCUGGUGUACCGGCACCUUGUGAACCUCGUUCAGCUGCCGAGGCUUACCGACGUUGCGAUCAAUUACGAUCCCUGGGUUAACGAACCAACGGCCAUGUUUUCCGCUUCACAUCUGCCGUUCCUGAAGUCUCUGCAACUCGAGGGCGAGGGUUUCUAUUUCAGCCGGUUCUUUCCCUCGGAAUCGCCGUGCUUCGGGCUGGAGCGGCUGGUGAUUGCGAAUUGCAUCUUGGACCGGCUUCCUGACGACCUUGGAGAGAUUUUGCCGUGCCUCCGCGAGCUGACGCUUCGCCGGUGCUCUGGACUCUCCCGGCUGCCUGAUGAUUUCACGUCUCUGACCCAAUUGGAGAGCCUGACAAUCUCCUCAUGCUUCCGGUUUUCCAGCCUGCCCGACAACUUCGGUAGCGUGCCUGCCCUGAAAACAUUGUCUCUGCGCAUGCUGGCCUUGACGAACCUUCCUGACUCUAUUGGACGACUUGGAUCCCUCGAAAAAGUUACCAUGUACAUGCUCCCUCUCACGGAACUCCCUGAAUCCUUCGCCAAUCUCAAAUCCCUGAAGACCCUGCUCAUGGUUGGUUGCCGCGAAAUCCGCCAGCUUCCUGCGAAUUUCGGCCGCCUAGGAGCUCUCAAGACGCUCUGCAUGGUGAAGCAGAUGGAGUUGAAGCUUCCCGUGGGAUUGGGGGGAAUGGAUGCCAUCCGGAGGAUUUAUCAGGGAGAGGUCUUCAACCAGCUGCAACUCCCGGGUUCACUCACUCAGUUGACUUCGUUGACUCGGCUUGACUUGGAUUUCAUUUCGGAUGAGAAGCUUCCUGAGGGCAUCGGGAAGCUGAAUCAGCUGCGGCAGCUGCACAUCCAGUGCUGUUUCGAUCUCAGGCGGAUUCCAGAGUCCGUGUCAGGGUUGACUAACCUGGAAACCCUCACAAUUGGGAUGUGCAGCCAGCUCGUGUCACUUCCCAGUAAUCUCGGUACUCUUGCGAAGCUCAAACGGCUGGAGAUUAUGGGCUGUCACCCUGCAGUAUGGCUGAACGGACCUCCAAUUUCCCUGCCGACCUCUCUUGAGUCCCUUAGCUUGGGAAGCUACAACCAGACCAUGCAUCUGUCAACAAUCCCUAUGCUGCCAAAGCUCAAGAAGCUGACACUGAAUAUGGCCAAUGUGGAGUGUGGGGAAGCUGAUGUGCCUGUACCCAAUCCAUUGCCUCGGUUAGAGCAUCUGGAGUUGGUGUUGGCAGAAAAUGCAGAAGAGCUCGCAUUCCCCUUGGCCUCCCUCCCUCACCUGCGAUUUCUGGUCAUCUCCAGGGCCGGUAACAUCGAGAAGCUUCCAGGAAGCAUCGGCUCGGAUCUGAAGCAGCUCCGGCGUUUGCAGAUAGAGAAUGCUCGAGGGUUGAUGGUGCUGCCAGAUACGAUCUCCCAGCUUCAGCAUCUGACCUGCUUGGAGGUUCAUGCUCCAAAGCUCGCUUCCCUUCCUGCCAGCAUCGGUGCAUUAUCCAAGCUACGGGAGCUCGAUCUGUCAGACUGCUCUGCCCUUGAAAAUCUCCCUGCUUCGCUCACCCAGCUUGCCUGCCUGAACAAGCUGAAUCUUAGAAACACUGCCAUCCGCUUGCUUCCAGGAAACUUUGUGCAGCUGACCCGGCUCAAGACACUUGAUCUUUCGGGUUGUGGCCGCUUGGAGGGUCUCCCAGAAGACUUACCUAAGCUUGAGGUUUUGCAGUUUCUGGGUGUCAGGGAUUGCACUCAUGUGCUGUCCAGUGAGCCAUAUUGGGUCAUGAAGGACCAUGCCAUCAAUAACAUGUAUGGGUUGACGAUUCAACACUAA
Molecule: messenger RNA, 1815 nt
Organism: Closterium sp. Yama58-4
Lineage: Eukaryota; Viridiplantae; Streptophyta; Zygnematophyceae; Desmidiales; Closteriaceae
Source: the annotation of a GenBank genome assembly